Messenger RNA from Drosophila takahashii, 1557 nucleotides. RefSeq names its product Cytochrome P450 6g2 (gene Cyp6g2). The record is from RefSeq and is a predicted model, not a curated record. Gene Ontology annotation, molecular function: heme binding; monooxygenase activity; oxidoreductase activity, acting on paired donors, with incorporation or reduction of molecular oxygen. Gene Ontology annotation, biological process: response to DDT; insecticide catabolic process. Lineage: Eukaryota; Metazoa; Arthropoda; Insecta; Diptera; Drosophilidae.
AUGGCACUGGGACUGCUGAUCCUGCUGGGAUCCCUCCUGGUUAUUACCUAUUUGGUCCUGCAGAGGCACUUCUCCUAUUGGCGGCGAAGGGGAGUACCUGAGAUCAAGCCCAAAUGGAUAGUGGGCAACCUGAUGGGACUACUCAACAUGCAAAAGAGUCCCGCUGAGUUUAUACAACAGCUAUAUAAUCAUCCCGAGGCGGAGAACGAACCCUUCGUGGGCAUCCACGUCUUCCAUAAGCCGGCCCUGCUGUUGAGGGACCCCGACAUGGUCAGGAAUAUCCUAGUCAAAGACUUUGGGGGAUUCUCCAAUCGGUACUCGAACUCUGAUCAUAAGGGAGAUCCCUUGGGAUCCCAGAACAUCUUCUUCCUGAAGAAUCCCGCCUGGAAGGAGGUGCGUCUGAAGCUCUCGCCGUUUUUCACCGGCAAUCGACUGAAGCAGAUGUUCCCGCUGAUCGAGGAGGUGGGUGCCAGCCUGGAUGCCCAUCUUCGCCAGCAGCCGCUGCACAAUGAGAGGAUGCGCUGUUUCGAUUUGGAGGCCAAGGAGCUGUGUGCCUUGUUUACCACGGAUGUGAUAGCCACUGUGGCCUAUGGAGUGAAGGCAAAUAGUUUCACCGAUCCGAAGGGAGAGUUUCGUCGUCAUGGACGAUCCGUAUUUGAAUUUAGUCUUCUGAGGGCAGCGGAGUUCACCCUGGUUUUCUUUCUGCCCCACAUGGUUCCCUUCUUCGGAUUCAAGGUCGUUCCCCAGGAGGCCACCCAUUUUCUGCGCCAGACCAUCAACUAUGUGAUGACGGAGAGGGAAAAAUCUGGACAGAAACGCAACGAUUUGAUUGACAUCCUCAUUGAGUUUAGAAGAAGCACUCAGGAGGCCCAGGCCUCGGGAAUAAAGGAUCAGUUUGUGUUCGAGGGCGACAUUCUGGUUGCCCAGGCGGUGCUAUUCUUCACCGCCGGCUUCGAGUCCUCCUCCUCCACGAUGGCCUUUGCCCUGUACGAGCUGGCCAAGGAUGCGGAUGUCCAGCAGCGCUUGAGGGAGGAGAUCAAGGAGGCCCUAAUUGAAAGUGGUGGUCAGGUAACUCUUAAAAUGAUCGAAUCGCUGGAGUUCAUGCAGAUGAUCCUACUGGAGGUGCUGCGAAUGUAUCCACCAUUACCGUUUUUGGAUCGGGAGUGCACUUCUGGCGGGGAUUACUCGCUGGCUCCGUUCAGCAACUUUGUGGUGCCCAAGGGAAUGCCUGUCUACAUACCCUGCUAUGCCCUGCACAUGGAUCCUCAGUACUUCCCGCAACCACGGAAAUUCCUGCCGGAAAGGUUCUCCCCGGAGAAUCGAAAGCUCCACACUCCCUACACCUACAUGCCCUUCGGCCUGGGUCCGCAUGGAUGCAUCGGCGAACGGUUUGGAUUCCUCCAGGCGAAGGUGGGUCUGGUCUAUCUGCUGCGAAACCACUCGAUAACCACAUCCGAACGCACACCACAUCGCAUGCAACUGGAGCCCAAGGCCAUUAUUACCCAGGCCAAGGGAGGCAUCCAUAUACGAUUGGUCCGCGAUCCCCUGGGCAUCUAA